CAUAAAUGGACAGGCCGAAACAAGAAGGAAGAGGAAUAGCAAGAUAGAAUAGGAACAUAAAGGAACAAUUUAUACAACAUGGAAACCCCCAUUUGAAAAAAGAAUGAAUUACCUCUUUAAAAAAGAAUGAAUUACCCCCUAUUUACGCCCACAGAUCUCGCACGCCAUUCUUCUGCAGAUAUCGCACUCCGCACCCCAUUCUUCUGCAGAUUCCACACCCCAUUCUUCUACAGAUCUCGCACCCCGCCGCUCGCCGCACACCGCUGAGCGGUAAAAGGCAACAAUGAAAGAUAAUGUGACAGAAGCCGGUACUAGUGUCAGCAAAGGCAAAGCAAAAUUCACAAUGGUGACAAAGAAAGAUAAUGUGAGCAAGGUGAGAAAUUGUGUUACCGAAGGCAUUUCAAUUGGCAAAAAUCAAACUAAUUCGUCUUCUUUUAAGGGGAAAAAUGAUUUCUCUAAGGCCAUUGGGAAGGAAAAUGAACUUUCUGUGAAUCCAUCUUCACAGGAUGUUCCAAGGAAAAGUUGUGAGUUAAAUUUACCUGAUUCAGAAGAUGAGCUGAUGCAACAAGCAGUGGAAUUGUUUGGGGAGUUUCACAACUAUGAACCUUGCUGCAAGAGCAGAAAGAAAAGGAUGCAUGGGUCAUUGAUUAUUUCUGAGCGCGAAUCUUCAUCUCCACCACCACUACAGUCAGUGGCAACAAAGAAAGAUGAUGUGACCAGAGCAAGAACUUGUGUCACCAAAGGCAUUUCAGUUGGCAAAAUUCAAUCUAAUUCGUCUUCUUUUAAGGGAAAAAAUGAUUUCUCUGAGGCCAUUGGUGAGGGAAAAGAAUUUUCGGUGAAUCCAUCUUCACGUGACGUUCCAAAGAAAAUUUGUGAGUCAAAUAUACCCGAAUCAGAAGAUGAGGUGGUGCAACAAGCGAUGGAAUUGGACAUUCCAAAGAAAAGUUGUGAAUCAAAUAUACACGAUUCAGAAGAUGAGGUGAUGCAACAAGCAAUGGAAUUCUUAGGAGAGUUUCACAACCAUGAACUUUGCUGCAAGAACCGAAAGAGAAGGAUGGAAGAGAGUCUACUGAUAAUUAAUUAUAUUACUGAGCGUGAAUCUCCAUCUCCUCCACCACCAGAGUCAGUGAUUUUGGAGCAAAAAGAGGAACUUAGAAAGCUGUACCAAGUCUUAAGAGGAGAGAAGAUACCAAGUACACUCUAGGAGUGCCUUAUUUGGGUUUGAAGCUGAGAGAGGUCUGAUGAAUCCUUGAUCCUCUCGUGAUCAAUGUAUUUUGGACUACAUUGUGAUGUUCUUCAUUACUUUUGCAAAGACUGCUUAUGAUCCCUUGUGAUUUUGUUUUCCUUUUAGCUGAAGUUUGUCGUUUAGUCAAAAUUAUUCGACUAAUAACCCUUAAUUAUCUGUGUAAAUGUUUUGUAAGAGUUAAACAUGAUAGUAUUAGUAAUUUAAUCGACUAAAGUUAUAUUCAA
Molecule: messenger RNA, 1470 nt
Organism: Olea europaea var. sylvestris
Lineage: Eukaryota; Viridiplantae; Streptophyta; Magnoliopsida; Lamiales; Oleaceae
Exons: 7
Coding region: 284-1204 (306 amino acids)
Source: RefSeq, a predicted model, not a curated record